AUGACAUAUCUUACUAUUGUUAGUGUCAUGAUCUUGUGGGAAUGUACAUACGCUGCCAUGUCAAAAACAUUGCAUGAAUCAUCGAUUGUUGAAGCACACCAACAAUGGAUGAUUAAAUAUGGACGCACAUACCCAAAUAAUUUUGAGAUGGAAAAACGAUUACAAAUAUUUAAAGAAAAUUUGGAAUACAUAGAGAAGUUUAAUAAGGUGGGUAAUAAGAGUUACACACUUGGCUUAAAUCAAUUCUCAGAUUUAACUAGCGAAGAGUUUUUGGCUUCAUAUACUAGAAAUAAAGUUCCAAGCCAACUUUUUUCCUCCAAAAUGAUAUCAAAUACAAAAUUAUUUAAUGUGACUGAUGAAGUUCCAACAAAUUUUGAUUGGAGGCAACAAGGAAUGGUCACCGAUGUUAAGAAACAAGGCACUUGUGGAUGUUGUUGUGCUUUUGCCGCGGUGGCAGCUGUAGAAGGGAACAUACAACCAACAACUCAAAUAAGUAAUUGGAAAUCUGUAACUACCAAUGAUGAAGAACAAUUACUGCAAGCUGUGGCACAACAACCGAUAGGAGCUCUUAUCGCAUUCGGUGAGGAAUUUCAUGCAUACAAAGAAGGAAUAUAUACUGGACCAUGUGGAAAAUUUAUUAACCAUGCGUUACUUAUAGUUGGUUACGGUGAAAGUGAAGGAAAGAAAUAUUGGUUGAUUAAGAAUUCAUGGGGUACAGGAUGGGGUGAGAAUGGCUACAUGAGGUUGCUAAGAGAAGGUGAUGGAACUUCAGGUCAUUGUGACAUUGCAACGUAUGUUGCUUACCCUGCUGUCUAA
Vicia villosa (hairy vetch) is the source of this 816-nucleotide messenger RNA. Its product is annotated as senescence-specific cysteine protease SAG12-like. The coding region runs from base 1 to 816 and encodes 271 amino acids. Lineage: Eukaryota; Viridiplantae; Streptophyta; Magnoliopsida; Fabales; Fabaceae. Gene Ontology annotation, molecular function: cysteine-type endopeptidase activity. Gene Ontology annotation, cellular component: lysosome. The record is from RefSeq and is a predicted model, not a curated record. The transcript is spliced from 3 exons.